AUGCCGUUGGAUGCUAACAGUCAAGUGAUGCAUUGUCAGAUCCUCUUUAUUAAAGAUAAUAAGAGAAUCUUUUGUUCCUUUGUCUAUGCGUGUAAUUACUACAUGGACAGAAGGAAACUGUGGGAGUCGUUGGAUAAGCACAAGUAUUCUAUUGAUUCUUCUCCUUGGUUGAUUACGGGGGAUUUCAAUGUUACGAGGGAGCUUAUUGAUUCUACAACUGUUAACUCGAAAAUUUCAAGGGGUAUGGUGGAAUUUAAUGAUUGUAUAAAUCGUAUAGAAGUUCAAGAUAUCAAUUGUAAUGGGUUGCAUUUUACCUGGAAUCAAAGACCGAGAGGGGCUCAUGGGGUUUUAAAGAAACUUGAUCGUGUUUUGGGUAAUUUUAAAUUUAUUAGUGAUUAUCCGAAUGUGUUUGUCAAUUUUCAGCCGUAUAGAAAUUCGGAUCAUAGCCCGAUGGUUAUUAAAUUUCCUAUCAGAAAGAAAUUUAGAAUCAGGCCGUUUAAGUUUGUGAACUCUCUUACGUUGCUUGAUGAUUUUCUUCCCAUUGUGGCGGAAGUGUGGAAGGAAGAAAUUGAAGGAUUUGGUAUGUUUAGGCUGUGUCAGAAGCUGAAACUUUUGAAGAAGCCUCUUCGAAAGCUGCUGGGUGCUCAGGGAGAUUUUGCUGGGAAAGUUGCUAAAUGUAGAGAGGAGCUUUGUCGGGUUCAACUUAAGCUUGAUAAGGAGCCUUUUAAUGAAGAACUGAGAAGCGAAGAGGGGUUUUAUAUUCAGUCUUUUCUUAAUGCUAGGGCUGAAGAGGAAUGUUAUUUAAAACAAAGAGCCAAGGUGCAGUGGCUUAAGGAGGGUGAUGCUAAUACUGCUUAUUUCCAUAAAGUGGUUAAGGGGAAAAUCAACAGAAAUAGAGUUGAAACUAUUUCUAAUGAUAAUGGAGACUGGAAGGAAGGGGAGGAAGCGUUUAAACAAGCCCUGGAUAUGGUUAGUGAUGUGACUGUUGAAGAGAUCAAGUUUGCCCUUUUUGAUAUUGAUGAUGACAAGGCUCCGAGGCCUGAUGGAUAUUCUGCAAAAUUUUUCAAAAAAGCUUGGAUGAUUGUGGGGGAGGAUUUUUGUAGUGCUGUGAAAGAAUUUUUUGUUUCUAAAAAAAUUCUAAAGGAGAUCAAUGCUACGGUUAUAGCUCUUGUCCCUAAAAUUCCUACUCCGGGCAAGGUUGGUGAUUACCGACCAAUUUCUUGCUGCAAUGUGGUUUAUAAGUGUAUUAGCAAAAUCAUUGUAAAUAGAAUUCGGGAGCAUCUUGGUUUUUUGAUCUCGGAUAAUCAAUCGGCUUUCAUUCCAGGGCGUACUAUUCUAGAUAAUAUUCUUCUUUCUCAGGAGCUUGUGAGAGGUUACCAUAUUGAUCGGGGUUUUGCUCGAUGUGCCAUGAAGAUUAACAUCCAAAAAGCUUAUGACACUGUUAAUUGGAUGUUUCUUCAAUUUAUUUUGAAAGAAUUUGGGUUUCAUGAUUCUAUGAUUGUUUGGAUCAUGAGUUGUGUUACUACUUCUUCAUUCAUGGUUAAUAUUAAUGGGAGCUUUCAUGGAUUUUUCAAAGGCAAGAGAGGGUUGAGGCAGGGAUGUCCGUUAUCCCCAUACCUUUUUACCCUUGUUAUGGAGGUGUUCAAUCUUAUGCUAAAGAGGUGCAUUCAUGAAAAUGAAGGGUUCAGAUAUCAUUGGAGGUGUCAAGAUCAGAAGCUGACUCAUUUGUGUUUUGCUGAUGAUUUAAUGGUUUUUUGUCAUGGGAGUUCGGGGUCUAUCAAGAUUGUGAAGAGGGCGUUAGAUGAAUUUGCUAGUGCUGCGGGUCUUUUGCCAAACUUAUCUAAAAGUCACAUCUUUUUUGGAAAUGUUAAGGAGCAUUAUAAAAGGAAAAUAUUUAGGAUUUUACCUUUUGUUGAAGGUGAACUUCCGAUGAGGUAUUUGGGGAUUCCUUUGAUUUCUACAAAGUUAUUCGUAAGAGACUGCAAAGGAUUGGUGGAUAAGCGAAGGCUAGAGUGA
Lactuca virosa is the source of this 2016-nucleotide messenger RNA. Lineage: Eukaryota; Viridiplantae; Streptophyta; Magnoliopsida; Asterales; Asteraceae. The record is from the annotation of a GenBank genome assembly.